UAAUCUAUUCCUUGCAAAUUUCCGACUAUAGACUCGAAAUUGGACUAAGAAACUCAACCAGUAGAGAGAGAGAAGGAGAGAGAACCAUGUCAAUGGCGACAAUGAACAGCGACCAAGAAGAAUACGAUCGUCUCAAGGAAGUUAAAAAUUUCGACGACUCCAAAAUCGGCGUCAAAGGCCUCCUCGACUCCGGCCUCAUCUCCUCUAUCCCCCGCUUCUUCCACCACCCACCGGAAUCUCGCCCCACCACCACCGCCGCCGCCGUCCUCGUCCCUAUCAUCGACCUCUCCGGCCCCCGCUCCGCCGUCGUCGACGAAGUCCGCAGCGCCGCCUCCACCUUCGGCUUCUUCCAAAUCACCAACCACGGCAUCCCCUCCGCCGUCCUCCGCCGCACCGUCGCCGCCGUGAAAUCCUUCAACGAGCAGCCGACGGAGUCAAAGAUGGCUCACUACCACCGCGAGACGGGCCGCGGAGUCAACUUCUCCACCAACGUCGAUCUCUUCCGCUCCAAAGCCGCCAGCUGGCGCGACACCAUCCAGAUGCGGCUCGCGCCGACCCCUCCGAACCCCGAAGACGUCCCCGAGGCCGUCCGAUCGGAGGUGUACGAGUGGGACCGGGAGAUCGGACGGCUCGGAGACGAUCUGUUGGGAUUGCUAUCGGAGGGUUUGGGAAUUGAGAGGGAGAGAUUGAAGGAAUUGUCGUGCUCGGAGUCGAGGACAAUGGCGGCUCACUACUAUCCGUACUGUCCGGAGCCGGAUAUGACGUAUGGGCUGACGUCACAUACGGAUCCGGGGGUGGUGACGGUGGUGUUGCAAAACCAGGUUGGUGGUUUGCAGGUGAAGCACGGCGGAGAUUGGGUUAAUAUUGAACCUGUGCCUGGUGGUCUCAUUGUUAACGUUGGAGAUAUUCUUCAGGAGGCUCUUCCCUCCCCCCCUCAUACCCACACCCUUCGGCUGAAGGAGAGGAAGAGAGGAAAGAAAGAAAGAAAGAGAGGAGAGAAAGAGAGAGAGAGAGAAGGAAGAGGGGAGAGCAAGAAAGAGAGGGAAGCAAGGAAGGAAGGAAAAGAGGAGGUAUCAACUCUUAGCAAUUUUUCUUAAAGCUUCUUGAGGUAA
Molecule: messenger RNA, 1112 nt
Organism: Camellia sinensis
Lineage: Eukaryota; Viridiplantae; Streptophyta; Magnoliopsida; Ericales; Theaceae
Source: RefSeq, a predicted model, not a curated record